AUGGCUGCCGUCAAGUUUGCUGCAAAAUAUGAUACAAUUGAUGGGUGCUUUCCUCAGGAGCUAAUACAUAAAAUCUUUCUUCAAUUACCGGUAAAAUCAUUGGUUAACGUCAAAUUAGUGUGCAAAUCAUGGAAUUCCCUAAUCUCCAGUCUCGAUUUCGUAAAAUCCUAUACACGCACUUCAAACAACCGUCCCUUAACCUUGUUAUACGAUAAAAAUUUAACCCUACUUUAUUCUCUAUCCCACCGUGAAAGCGACAACCUAAACCCUACGGUGUUACAAGUAAACCCUUAUUUCCGCAACGACAUUGAAGUAAGAAUUGAUUGUGAACUUAUUGGAUCAUGUGAUGGGCUUAUAUGCACGUAUUCGCAACUCGAAGAACGUAUCUACAUCUUAAACCCUCUCACCAAAGAAAUCAAGGGAAUUUCAACGCCAUACCCUAUAAACCCUUUCAAACUUGAAAGUGUUUCAUGGUUCGGGUUCGUUCCCUCGAUCAAUGACUACAUGAUUUGGUUAGUAUUUGGCACACCAAUACUAACCCUAAAAAUCCAUGUAUAUUCAAUUAGGGAUAAUAAAUGGAGAGAAUUAGAUACGAGUAACGCUUUUGGAUUGAUCGAUAUGAAGAAGGAUAUAUUUUGGGGAAAGAAUGCGGUUAUAAAGAAUGAGUCUUUGCAUUGUUGGUUGGGAAACCGUGAAAACAAUUACAUGGUUAAGUAUGAUUUAAUCCAAGAUAUUAUCGAGGUUUUGCCGAUUAAUUUGAAUGAUAAUCAAGAUUUUAGGUAUAAUAAUCAUCCAUCCAUUGGUAUCCUUCAAGAUUCAAGUCUCUGCAUUUGUAAGAUCUACAAUCUGUCUAAUAACUAUAAUAUGUGGGUGAUGGACGCGUGGAAGUUGGAUAAAUAUAGCAAGUCGGAUUCUUGGAACAAAUUGUCCAGCCUCGAUUUGGGUUUACCACAAUCGCCCGUUGUUUCUCUUUUGGGAUUCACAUCUAAUGGGGGAAUUUUAGUAACAUCGGCGGAAAAAGAGCUCGUGCUUGUUGACCCGAAUAAAGAUCCACCUGUUCUGGUGCGACUAAGAACAAUAGUAGAUGAUUCUACGUUAUUUGAUUUGUUGGAUUAUUCGGAGAGUCUUGUUUCUCCGUUUUCAUUGCCUUAG
Molecule: messenger RNA, 1152 nt
Organism: Spinacia oleracea (spinach)
Lineage: Eukaryota; Viridiplantae; Streptophyta; Magnoliopsida; Caryophyllales; Amaranthaceae
Product: F-box/kelch-repeat protein At3g23880-like
Exons: 1
Coding region: 1-1152 (383 amino acids)
Molecular function (GO): protein binding
Source: RefSeq, a predicted model, not a curated record